This is a messenger RNA of Marmota flaviventris (yellow-bellied marmot), 1818 nucleotides long. RefSeq names its product potassium voltage-gated channel subfamily A member 5 (gene Kcna5). NCBI's taxonomy places the organism in Eukaryota, Metazoa, Chordata, Mammalia, Rodentia, Sciuridae. Gene Ontology annotation, cellular component: intercalated disc; membrane; voltage-gated potassium channel complex. Gene Ontology annotation, molecular function: protein binding; delayed rectifier potassium channel activity. Gene Ontology annotation, biological process: action potential; protein homooligomerization; potassium ion transmembrane transport. The record is from RefSeq and is a predicted model, not a curated record.
AUGGAGAUCGCCCUGGUGCCCCUGGAGAACGGAGGUGCCAUGACCAUCAGAGGAGAAGGUGAGGCAAGAGCAGGCUGUGGUCAGACCACCGGAGGAGAGCUUCAGUAUCCUCCGACGGCUGGGCUUAGCGAUGGGCACAAAGAGCAGGCUCCAAGGGGGCGCAGCACUCAGAGGGGCACGGACCCAGGAGGGAGACCUUUGCCUCCGCUGCCUCAGGAACUGCCUCAGCCUAGACGGCCCACUCCAGAGGAUGAGGAGGGAGAAGGCGACCCCAGCUUGGGCAUGGUGGAGGACCAGGUACCAGUACUGGGAGCGGGGGCCCUUCACCACCAGCGAGUUCUCAUAAACAUCUCUGGGCUGCGCUUCGAGACGCAGCUGGGCACCUUGGCACAGUUCCCCAAUACCCUCCUGGGGGACCCAGCCAAGCGUCUGCGCUACUUUGACCCUCUGAGAAAUGAGUACUUCUUCGACCGCAAUCGGCCCAGCUUCGAUGGCAUCCUCUACUACUACCAGUCUGGAGGUCGCCUGCGGAGGCCAGUCAAUGUCUCCCUGGACGUGUUCGCAGAUGAGAUCCGCUUUUACCAGCUGGGGGACGAGGCCAUGGAGCGCUUCCGGGAGGACGAGGGCUUCAUUAAAGAAGAGGAGAAACCCCUGCCCCGUAACGAGUUCCAACGUCAGGUGUGGCUUAUCUUUGAAUACCCGGAAAGCUCUGGGUCUGCACGGGCUAUCGCCAUCGUCUCCGUCUUAGUCAUUCUCAUUUCUAUCAUCACCUUCUGCUUGGAGACCCUGCCUGAGUUCAGGGAUGAACGUGAGCUUCUUCGACAUCCCCCGGUGCCUCACCAGCCUUCUGCCCCCGCCUCAGGGACCAAUGGCAGUGGGGCCAUGGCACCUCCCUCUGGUCCGACAGUGGCCCCACUCCUGCCUAGGACAUUGGCAGACCCUUUCUUCAUUGUAGAGACCACGUGUGUCAUCUGGUUCACUUUUGAGCUGCUUGUGCGCUUCUUUGCCUGUCCCAGCAAGGCAGAGUUCUCCAGGAACAUCAUGAACAUCAUUGAUAUUGUGGCCAUCUUCCCCUACUUCAUCACCCUGGGCACGGAACUGGCAGAACAACAGCCAGGGGGUGGAGGAGGGGGUGGCCAGAAUGGGCAGCAGGCCAUGUCCCUGGCCAUCCUCAGGGUGAUCCGCCUGGUCCGGGUGUUCCGCAUCUUCAAGCUCUCCCGACACUCCAAGGGGCUGCAGAUCCUGGGGAAGACCUUGCAGGCCUCCAUGAGGGAGCUGGGGCUGCUCAUCUUCUUCCUUUUCCUUGGAGUCAUCCUCUUUUCCAGUGCCGUCUACUUUGCAGAAGCAGACAACCAGGGGUCCCACUUCUCCAGCAUCCCUGAUGCCUUCUGGUGGGCAGUAGUCACUAUGACCACCGUGGGCUAUGGGGACAUGAGGCCCAUCACCGUGGGUGGUAAGAUUGUGGGCUCUCUGUGUGCCAUUGCUGGGGUCCUCACUAUUGCCCUGCCUGUGCCCGUCAUUGUCUCCAACUUUAACUACUUCUAUCAUCGGGAGACAGACCAUGAAGAGCAGGCAGCCCUGAAGGAAGAGCAAGGCAACCAGAGACGGGGGUCUGGACUAGACUCUGGAGGCCAAAGGAAGGCUAGCUGGAGCAAGGCUUCCCUCUGCAAGGCUGGGGGGUCCCUGGAGAAUUCCGACAGUAACCGGAGGGGCAGCUGCCCCCUGGAGAAGUGUAAUCUCAAGGCCAAGAGCAAUGUUGACUUGCGGAGAUCUCUGUAUGCCCUCUGUCUGGACAGCAGCCGGGAAACAGACUUGUAA